AUGAUUGGUUGUGUAAUGCAUGAAUUGGUUAAGGUCAGUCAUGCUAACUUGGUCGGAGAGGUCAUCAGAAUUGAUGGAGACAAAGCAACCAUCCAAGUUUACGAAGAGACAGCUGGUGUUACCGUUGGUGACCCGGUAUUAAGAACUGGUCAACCUUUAUCUGUAGAGCUGGGACCUGGUCUGAUGGAAACUAUCUACGAUGGUAUUCAACGUCCCUUGAAAACUAUUCAAGAACUUUCAGAAUCUAUCUAUAUUCCAAGAGGUAUUGAUACUCCUGCUUUGUCAAGAGAGGUUAGUUUUGAUUUCAACCCAGGUAAAUUGCAAGUCGGUGAUCAUAUCUCUGGUGGUGACAUUUUUGGUUCCAUCUUUGAAAACUCAUUGCUUUCCGAUCACAAGAUCUUGUUACCCCCAAGAGCAAGAGGUACCAUUACCAGCAUUGCCGAAGCAGGUUCCUAUCAUGUAGAUGACAAGAUUUUGGAUGUCGAGUUUGAAGGAAAGACUUACUCGUAUUCUAUGAUGCACAAGUGGCCUGUCCGUGUACCUAGACCUGUUGCCGAAAAGCUGAAUUCCGAUUAUCCCUUGUUGACAGGUCAGAGAGUUUUGGAUGCUCUUUUCCCUUGUGUUCAGGGUGGUACGACUUGUAUUCCAGGUGCUUUCGGUUGUGGUAAGACUGUCAUUUCCCAAUCGCUGUCCAAAUACUCCAAUUCUGACGUUAUUAUCUACACUGGUUGUGGUGAAAGAGGUAAUGAGAUGGCUGAAGUUUUGAUGGAGUUCCCAGAGUUAUUCACUGAGAUUUCUGGUAAGAAAGAACCUAUUAUGAAGCGUACUACAUUGGUUGCUAACACUUCCAACAUGCCUGUCGCUGCCAGAGAGGCUUCUAUCUAUACUGGUAUCACUGUAGCCGAGUACUUUAGAGAUCAAGGUAAGAACGUUUCCAUGAUUGCUGAUUCCUCUUCUAGAUGGGCUGAAGCUCUUAGAGAAAUCUCGGGACGUCUAGGAGAAAUGCCUGCUGAUCAAGGUUUCCCAGCCUACUUAGGUGCUAAAUUAGCCUCCUUCUACGAAAGAGCCGGUAAAGCAGUGGCUCUUGGAUCUCCAGAAAGAGUUGGAUCUGUUUCCAUCGUCGCAGCUGUGUCACCUGCUGGUGGUGAUUUCUCUGACCCUGUUACCACAGCCACCCUAGGUAUCACUCAAGUAUUCUGGGGUUUGGAUAAGAAAUUGGCACAAAGAAAGCAUUUCCCCAGUAUCAACACCUCCGUUUCUUACUCCAAGUACACCAACGUUUUAAAUAAAUACUACGAUGGAAGCUACCCUGAGUUCCCAGGUCUGAGAGAUAAAAUCAGAGAGAUCCUGUCCAAUGCUGAGGAGUUAGAGCAGGUUGUCCAAUUGGUUGGUAAGUCUGCUCUUUCAGAUGGUGAUAAGAUCACGUUAGAUGUCGCCAAUUUAAUCAAGGAGGACUUCUUACAACAGAACGGUUACUCCACAUACGACGCUUUCUGCCCUAUCUGGAAGACAUUCUACAUGAUGAGAGCCUUCGUCGCUUACUACGACGAAGCUCAAAAGUCUGUUGCUAAUGGAGCUCAAUGGUCCAAACUUAGCGAAAGAACCAGUGACGUCAAGCAUGCUGUCUCAUCUUGUAAGUUUUUUGAGCCUUCAAGAGGUGAAGAAGAGGGAAAGGCUGAGUUCGAAAAGCUGUUGUCCUCGAUCGCUGAAAAGUUCUCUGAGGCUGCUGAAUGA
Molecule: messenger RNA, 1734 nt
Organism: Komagataella phaffii GS115
Lineage: Eukaryota; Fungi; Ascomycota; Pichiomycetes; Pichiales; Pichiaceae
Exons: 1
Coding region: 1-1734 (577 amino acids)
Biological process (GO): ATP metabolic process; proton transmembrane transport
Cellular component (GO): fungal-type vacuole membrane; proton-transporting V-type ATPase, V1 domain
Molecular function (GO): ATP hydrolysis activity; proton-transporting ATPase activity, rotational mechanism; ATP binding
Source: RefSeq, a predicted model, not a curated record